Xiphophorus maculatus (southern platyfish) is the source of this 2071-nucleotide messenger RNA. Its product is annotated as zinc finger protein 503. The record is from RefSeq and is a predicted model, not a curated record. Gene Ontology annotation, cellular component: nucleus. Lineage: Eukaryota; Metazoa; Chordata; Actinopteri; Cyprinodontiformes; Poeciliidae. The transcript has 2 exons. Gene Ontology annotation, biological process: negative regulation of DNA-templated transcription. The coding region runs from base 282 to 1934 and encodes 550 amino acids.
GGACUGAGUCAGACGCCGCUGAGGAGGAGGGGGAGGCGGAGUGAUCCCUCCUGCCAGUUAAACCAAGUUCUCCCUGGGACCUAGAGCCCACACUGCUGAAGCGUCGCAGGGGAUGAAGACGCACGGAUUCUGCUCUCUCAUUCUGACUCCGAUUUAAGGAUAUUUAUUAUUUCUUUGCAUUUUUCCUGGGCGAGGCUCUAAUUAACAUUAAAACAAUCCUGACCGCUGGCUUUCUCUGAUCUCCACAUGUCUUUUCCGACCAUUUGUACGAGAAUCGGGUCAUGAUCACAUCGCCCUUGGUGUCUGUUCUGAGAAAUAGCACGAAUCCAGCGUGGGAGAGCGGCUCCUCGGUGGGGGAGAAGGGAGCAGCGAACAUCAGCCGACUGUCCGUCCACCACUGCGUCUCUCCCGCGGAUCCCUUUCGCCAAGCCGGCCGUCUUCCCAUCAAGGUGCUGAAAAUGCUCACCGCUCGGGCAGGACACAUCUUACACCCGGAGUACCUCCAGCCUCUGCCGUCCACUCCAGUUAGUCCCAUCGAGUUGGACGCAAAAAAGAGUCCGCUGGCCCUUUUGGCCCAGACUUGCUCUCAGAUCGGAAAGCCGGACCCCCCGUCCUCUUCCAAGCUUUCCUCCGUGACCUCCAGCGGAUCCAGCGACAAGGAGGCCAAAUCCGGUCCGCUGAAAAUGAGCGACAUCGGAGCCGAGGACAAGUCCAGCUUCAAGCCCUACUCGAAAUCUUCAGAGAAGAAGGACUCGUCGAGCAGCAUCAGUGGAGAUAAAACUGGUUUCCGGGUGCCUAGCGCCACCUGCCAGCCGUUCACGCCCAGGACAGGCAGCCCCAGCUCCUGCACUUCCGUGUCGCCUCUACCAUCGGAGGGGAAAACCGGGGACAAGGAGGAGAAGAAGGAGUCUGAUAGCAAUAAAAACGGCACGACUGAUGGCAGCGGAAGCCAAAGGAUAAAUGGAAUUACCUCUGACGACAGCACAUCUGGACCCAAGGCUGCUACAUCAGACUCCACAUCUGUUACCUCCUCCUCCGUUCUCGGAACCGGACUGGUAGCCCCUGUCUCCCCCUAUAAGCCGGGACACACAGUUUUUCCUUUGCCGCCCGCGAGUAUUUCCUAUCCUGGAAGUUUAGCAGGAGCGUAUGCAGGUUACCCGCAGCAUUUCCUCCCGCCCGGAAUGACCCUGGACCCCACCAAACCCAGCAGCCAGCUGCUGAGCGCGCAGUUCGCGGCCGCCAGCUCGUUGGGGUGCAGUAAAGCGGGGUCGAGCCCCCUGGCUGGAGCUUCUCCUCCGUCUUUAAUGUCCGCCAGCCUGUGCAGAGACCCAUACUGCCUGAGCUACCACUGCACCAGUCAUCUCUCCGGCGCGUCAGGCGCAAACUGCGCGCACGACGCCGCUCUGAAGUCUGGAUACCCGCUCAUGUAUCCAACACACCCCCUGCAUGGUGUGCAUUCCUCAGCCCCGUCUUUCAGCGGACACCCCCUGUACCCUUACGGCUUUAUGUUGCCCAACGACCCCCUGCCGCAUGUUUGCAACUGGGUAUCUGCUAACGGACCCUGCGAUAAGCGCUUCUCUUCCUCAGAGGAGCUUCUUAGCCACCUGCGGACUCACACCUCCUUCGCCGGGACGGAGAAGUUGAUAUCCGGGUACCCGGGCUCCGCCACACUCGCGAACGCGGCUGCAGCAGCUGCCAUGGCCUGUCACAUGCACAUCCCUUCAAACGGCAGUCCAGGCAGCCCCAGUGCGCUGGCCCUCCGGGGCCCCCACCACCCGCUCGGACUCAGCAGCCGCUAUCACCCGUACUCAAAGAGCCCUCUGCCCGCUCCAGGGGCCCCGGUUCCGGUGCCCGCGGCCACAGGGCCUUAUUAUUCCCCGUACGCCCUGUACGGGCAAAGACUGACGACAGCCUCUGCCUUAGGAUACCAGUGAAGUCGGAGAAUUACACAUUUAUAACAGAAUAAUUUAGGCCCAAUGAGUUUUAUAUUGGGACUGAAUCCACGCCGGGAUCAGUGUAUUUAUUUGCGAUAGCUUCAAGCGUGACUAAAAUAAAAAAAAAUAUUAUAAUA